CUUUUAGUUGAAUAAACUGUAAACAUUAUCACUUUAUAGUUUCUUUUGAUUUGCAGACGAUCAUUCAUCAUUUCAACUUCAGAAGUCGAAAGAUGAAGUCGACCGUUAUAGUUGCCUUGAUCUUGGGCACGCUGAUUGCCAUUGUUAUCUGUGCACCGAUGCCUGCAGCAAGUUCCGGUGAAGUGAUUUGCAGCAGAAAAGGUUGUAUAUUUCCCGACAAGGAUUACGGACCCACAGUGACACCUUACACCCCGACGCUUAAGCCGAGGGUUCGAACGUUAAUAGUGCCACCGAUUUGGGUCAACACAACUUGGUUCGAAGAGAUUGCCAAAUCAUCCACUACUCUGGGGCCUCAAGAAGAUCGAAGUUCAACGUUAUCCGGUGAGGAUGACAACGACGACAAUGAAGAAGAUAACAUGGUUUAGUAUAAUUUUGAAAGAAUGAAUCAGAAGUUAGCUAACACAGAAAUAAAGAAGUUGUCAUUAUUUUUUUU
Molecule: messenger RNA, 493 nt
Organism: Aedes albopictus (Asian tiger mosquito)
Lineage: Eukaryota; Metazoa; Arthropoda; Insecta; Diptera; Culicidae
Exons: 2
Coding region: 93-425 (110 amino acids)
Source: RefSeq, a predicted model, not a curated record